Molecule: messenger RNA, 509 nt
Organism: Malus domestica (apple)
Lineage: Eukaryota; Viridiplantae; Streptophyta; Magnoliopsida; Rosales; Rosaceae
Source: RefSeq, a predicted model, not a curated record
AUGUGGUUGAUUUAGCAAAACACACAUGUACAUGUAGAAGGUGGGAUCUCACUGGAAUUCCUUGUGCCCAUGGAAUUGCUGCAAUCUAUAGAAAGGAGGACGAUCCAUACAAGUGUGUUCAUUCUUGUUACAAGAAAGCAGCAUACUUGAGAGCCUACAGUACUCCUUAUAUCCAUGCCAUGCAUAGUCAAGAAUUUUGGCCACCUACAAAUCACCAACCCGUUGCACCUCCAAAGUAUUAUAAGCAAGCUGGUAGGCCAAAGAAGGUGAGGGCAAGAGAGCAAGCUGAGCCACAACCACCAUCAACCUUAAACAAAUUGCCUAAAUGCUUCAGCAAGGUCACUUGUGGAAUGUGUGGCAAGAAAGGUCAUAAUCGUACAACACGCGGGAAGAGGCAACGACAAGCUUCACAGCAUGCCACUGGAGGAAAUAUGGGAAGUGAAACUCCACCAAAUCAGGGACAAGAACAAUCUGCAUCUAAUGCCAUCUGUUAAUUUUUCUGGUUUUUU